Messenger RNA from Rhopalosiphum maidis (corn leaf aphid), 2995 nucleotides. RefSeq names its product ski oncogene (gene Snoo). Gene Ontology annotation, cellular component: nucleus. The coding region runs from base 841 to 2811 and encodes 656 amino acids. Gene Ontology annotation, molecular function: RNA polymerase II cis-regulatory region sequence-specific DNA binding; SMAD binding; DNA-binding transcription factor activity, RNA polymerase II-specific. NCBI's taxonomy places the organism in Eukaryota, Metazoa, Arthropoda, Insecta, Hemiptera, Aphididae. The record is from RefSeq and is a predicted model, not a curated record. The transcript has 6 exons. Gene Ontology annotation, biological process: negative regulation of BMP signaling pathway.
CACACAGUCAUUCGUGUAGUGUACGCGCGCCCGUCAACGAGUGUGUUCGUUUUGUUGUUCUCGUUCGCGACGUGUAUUUUUGUUUUAUUUUUAUCAUAACCAUAUAUAUAUAUAUAUAUAUAUGAAUACUGCUUAACUGUUUAAUAAUAUAACAUUGUAAUAUUGAAAUAAAACCGUUAAUUAUUUUGAGUGUGUUCCGAGUGUGCGUAUUAAGUUUCGUGUGCGCUUGUUCAUCUCAUACCAAAGGUAUUUACGAUAUUAAUCAUCAUAGCAUACUUUUUGCGUGUCACGCGUUUAAACGCAGUAUUUAAUCAUAAGUACGUGUACUUAACAUUUUUACGACUUUUUUUUGGUUUGAGUUAAUUCCGUUUUCAGUCGUUUUUCACUCAGAGUUGUCGUUCGAUACGUUUUCGCAAGUGUUCCCGUAGCAUGCGCGAUUUCCACAGGUUUUCUAACGACCCAUACCGAUGUGUUAAUGGUGUUGACGUCGACGCGGUCCCGCCGCGACACAUGCCGUCGUCGACACGGCCGCUACGGCCACCGGUAAUCGUUGCCGCGCGAUCGUCUGCACACUGUGGCCAUGACGUGUUCGCAUUCGACGCGGCGAUAUGAGUACCGUCGUCGCAGUCGAUCAGUGACCGGAUUAUCGCCGAAAUCGGUAGCAACAGUAGUAGUAGUAGAAGUAGGAGUAGCAGUAGAAGUAGUAGCGGAAGUAGUGCGGAGCACGGACGUCCGUGCGUAAGACACGAGCCCUCGACUGUGUGGGCACGAAGAAGACGAAGAAAACGACGACGGCGACGACAACGACUUCUGAAAGACGACUCGAUCGGCACGGUCGAGAUGGAAGACGACCACCAAAACGAACAGCAGGUGAACAACCCGCACAUAAACAAAGUGCUGAAAACGUACCAGAUGAGUGCACCCAGGAGCUUGCAGGGACCGAAUUCGGUGCUUGACGAACCGUCCGGCGCCGCGGUGGCCGUGUGCUCGCCCAAAGCGCCUAUGGCCACCGCCACUGGAGGCGACUCCGAGUCCGGCGGGGGCCGAAAGACGCCGGCGCCAGCGCCACCACCACCGCCACCGUUGCACCCGGUGCUGUACGUGCCGGACCAGUCGGGAUGCGAGCUGUUCGAAACGGAGCUGGAAUGGGAGAAAAUCGCUUGCUUCAUGGUGGGCGGCGAGAUGCGCCUGUGCCUGCCGCAGAUCCUCAACACGGUGCUCCGGGACUUCACGCUCACCCAGAUCAACCAAGUGUGCGACGAGUUGCGCAUCUACUGUUCGCGGUGUACGCCCGAACAGCUGGAUAUGCUCAAGCACUGCCAGAUACUGCCGGUGACGGCGCCGUCGUGCGGGCUGAUGACCAAGACGAACGCCGAGCGGCUGUGCUUUGCGCUCCUCCACCGGAUCCCGCCGCCCGCGGCCCCGGUGCCCGAGGACGUGGUCACGUUCUCGUUCGAGGUGUUCCAUGACGUGUUCGGCAAGACCCGGGGCGUGUGCAUGCCCGAGCUGUACACCGAAAAGUUCUCGGCGUGCAUACAGUGCGUCGAGUGCAAGGCGUUGUUUGCGCCCCAGCGGUUCGUCAACCACAUACACCGGUUCACGGGCACCAACUCGUGCCACUGGGGCUACAAGCGCGAGAACUGGAAAGCGUACGUCAAGGUGUCGCACGGGCACCCGGACUACGCACAAGUGGUCAACCUGUUCGAGACGUUCAAGGAGCAGAUCGACGAGUCGGCCACCGCGCACUUUUCUUCCAGGAAACGAAAGCAGUUGAUGGAACUUGUGCCUGUUUCGUGUACGGUUCGCCCGUCCAGGGCAGAAACACCGCCGCCGUCACUGAAAAGGACGAAGCUCGAGGAUGCGCCGCCUGCGGUGCCUACGGCAGCCUACUACUCGGCGUUGGGCAUGGCGCCCACGCUGCCUAACUACAUGGUGGACCCAUUUCACUAUUUCUACGGUGCGUGGGUGCCGCCACCCGCGGCCAUGUACAUGAACAACUCGCAUCACCUGUACAGAAACGACAGUUUGAUCAAGAGGGAGAGACCGCCGAGGUUAGUGGACCCGCAAAAAGUCAUAUCACACACGCAGUCCGAACAAUUUGGCAGGAGUUUUCAACCGAAUGUCGCGUUGGCGCCUCCUACUAAACACAACGGCAAUGCUAAUGCCAGCAAUAUCCUAGGCCAUCACCACAACCAUCACUAUCAAAACUCUAACAAUGUCAAUAACAAUAAUAAUAACAGCAGUAAUAACAACAACAAUACUGCCAAACCGACGGUCAAAUUCAAAGACAAAGAUGACGGUGAACAGGAAAACAAAGACAUUAUCCCGACUCAAGAGUCUGAGAGAAGAUACAACAGUGUUGCCGCCAGUGUCAUGGAGCAAGUGGCUGCUGUUUUGGAUGCCUUGAGCGAUGCUAAGGAGACGACGCGACAACAAGUGAUCGGAUUGGUUGAGCGGAUUGCUCUGCGGCUUGAAAAAGUAGAAUCGAAAAAUCAGCAACUCGUCCGGGAGAACGAAAUACUUAGAAACCAAUUGAACACGAAGAGGCAUACGAACAAAGAAGAUCCGUUAUUAGUAGAUGACUGUAUGAUGAUUAAAUGGGAAAACAGCGGUGGUAUUGACCAAGAACAUAGUAAAUCCAACAGUUUGCCAUUAAUGAACAAGAGGUGUAGUCCAGUAUCCGUGAUAACCUCACCACCAUGUCAGCCCAAAACACCUCCACCUCAUAAUCUGCAGCCCAAUAUCAUGGCUGCUACCACUGCUACCAUCACAGCCACCUCAGUGUUGAUCAAAUCGGAAUCCAUCGACUGAUUAUUAUAACUGCAGCCUGUUGUUUACUUAUUAUUAAUUAUUAUUAUUUAAUUUAAUAUUGCUACCACCGACAAUUGAUCUCUCCUUAAAAAAAUAAAAUUAAAGUAAAUAAUAAUAUGUAUAAAUUAUACAAGCUUUUUAUAAUAUUUAUUCAGUACUACAAGUAUAAUAUAUGUGUAUAAAU